AUGCCGAACAAGCAAAUAGUAAAGGCAAACUCAGUUCAUGGAGCCGACAACACCCGGGUUCGCUGUGGCGUUGUUGCGUUCCAACCUGAUGGUCAAGUUUGGAUGGUUGCAUCCAAAUCGGAAGGUUGGAUACUGCCAAAGGGUGGUCUUGACUCAGAGAAAGACACAAGUCUGGAAGAAUGUGUAGAGCGCGAGGCCAUGGAGGAAGCCGGGCUUGAACUUACUUGGAUCGAUCCCCUCGCGAUAAAAGAAGGCACUCUCCAUUGGUAUACGGCCAUAGUAACCAGCAAUGGGCCCCGUACCGAUAAGGAACUAGACAAGCAGAAACGCGCACUUCCCCAGGUAGUUUCCGUCAAGGAAGCAUUCGCACAGCUGAGUCUGGGGGACCAAGACAAGAAAGCAAGCAUGAAGAGGGCCCUAAGAGCUGCGGUUUCGUACUGGGACCCGGCGAAGAACUGGGAUUGCGAAGAGUUUACGACAAUGCCGAUAUAA
Messenger RNA from Pyricularia grisea, 492 nucleotides. RefSeq lists its product as uncharacterized. NCBI's taxonomy places the organism in Eukaryota, Fungi, Ascomycota, Sordariomycetes, Magnaporthales, Pyriculariaceae. The transcript is spliced from 2 exons. The coding region runs from base 1 to 492 and encodes 163 amino acids. The record is from RefSeq and is a predicted model, not a curated record.